AUGGAGAGAGCUGCUGUGAAACGUAUGCCCUUUAAAUUCCUUAAUAUGUGGCUGGUUCAUCAAGACUUUCGAGAGUUUGUGAAAACUUCAUGGCAUGCGGAUAUAAGCAUUACUUGCCCUCUUCUGAAGGUUAUGGUGAAACUGAAAAGGCUGAGAUCGAGUCUUAAAGGUUGGAAUAAAGAGGUUUUUGGCCAUGUGGAUGUGGAUAUUAAUCAGCUUCAGAUCGAUUUGGAAAGGACUCAGAAACGUAUCUUGGCUGAAGGUUACUCGGACGCUCUCUUUGAUGAAGAAGUAGAGCUUCAAGCUCGUUUGAGCACGAGGCUGCUACGCAAAGACUUGUUACUGAAACAGAAGAGUAGGAUCCGUUGGUUAAAUGACGGGGACAGAAACACGAGUUUCUUCCAUAACUCGCUCAAAGCUCGAAGAAAGCAGCUUCAUAUUCCGCAGUUAAAUAUUGAUGGGACGGAUUCUUUUGAUCAAGAGGAGAUUGUUGCGCAUAUCGUUCGUUAUUUUUCCAAUUUAUUUGCUGAUUCGGCUGUUAAUACUGUCACGCCUGAUGAUGUGAGGAACUUGGUGAAUAGUUCGGUUUCUCAGGUGCAAAAUACUCAUCUCACUAGCAUCCCGAUGGAUGGGGAAAUUAAGGCUGCGGUCUUCGACUUAGGAGGUGAUAGUGCAGCCGGCCCUGAUGGCUUCACUGGAGUCUUCUUUCAACAUUGCUGGGAGAUCAUCAAAGCGGAUAUUUGUUUGGCUGUUAGAACGUUCUUCAACAGGAACUAUCUACCUCAUGGCAUUAACUCCAACACGUUGAUUCUUAUACCUAAAAAGGAGGUGGUCGAAACUGUGGCGGACUUACGACCUAUUGUCUUAUCUAAUUUCUUCUUUAAAAUAAUCUCUAAAAUUCUGGCAACUAGACUCAGUUCUGUGGCGGCCGAGUGUGUUUCGCCGAAUCAAUUUGGGUUUAUCCGUGGUCGCUUGAUUCAUGACUGCAUUAUGCUUGGCUCGGAAGGCAUUAAUUGCAUGAAUCGUUCGUGCAAAGGCAGGAAUAUGGCUUGUAAAGUGGACAUUAAAAAGGCCUUUGAUACGCUGAGCUGGCGUUUUAUUCUGUGCGCUAUGGAGGUGAUGGGUUUUGAUCAACGUUUUCUGGACUGGAUUUCUACUAUCUUUGUGUUUGCCCGCCUCUCUAUCUUGUACAACGGACAACUCUUUAGUUAUUUCGCCUGCUCUCGUGGGGUGAGACAGGGUGACCCGCUUUCGCAUAUUAUUUUCGGCAUCGCUGAAGAUGUUCUGAGCUGUAUGUUUAUAAAGGCGGUUGAAGAUAGUUGUCUGACGCCGAUGAACAUGUGUCGUGCCAGCCAUUUCCCUACUCAUUUGUUAUACGCUGAUGACAUUCUCUUGUUUUGCAAGGCUACUACUAAGAAUGCUCGGACUAUUCGCAGCAUUUUACAGCGGUAUGGGGAGCUUUCGAGACAAAUAUGCAGCCAGGAAAAAUCGCAUAUUUAUUACGCCAAAGGAGUUCCUUUAAGUUAUCAAAGACAGAUUGGAAGGAUUCUUCAUUUCCGUGUGGAACAGCUGCCUAUGAAUUAUUUGGGAGACCCUCUGUUUGUUGGAAGACCUAAGGCUAUUCAUCUUGCUGCUAUAAAGGAUAGGCUUAUUAGCAAAUUCUCUCGUUCGAAAGGCUCUCAACUCUCUAUUGCGGGGCGAAUUUGCCUCGUCCGUUCGGUCAUUCAGAGCUCUCUCGUGCAUACGAUGAUGCUCUAUAAAUGGCCUAGCUCUCUUAUCAAGGAGUUGGAUAGGUCCUGCAGAAAUUUCAUUUGGAUGGGGAAUAUUAACAAAAAACCGUUUUGUGCAGUUAGUUGGGAGCGUGUUUGUGCGAUUAAGGAGGAAGGAGGUCUUAGGAUUCGUUCGUUUCAUAUGAUGAAUGAGUCCUUUCUUAUGAAGCUUGCCUGGAAGGUGAUUGUGGGAUGCCAAUUUGGGUUUGAUACGAUGAGAAGCCGCUACCUGAAUGACGUGGGUAGGCCACGGUCGGAUUUCUUAACUUCGUCGAUUUGGGUUGGAAUUAGACGUCUCAUACCUGACCUCAUCGAAGACUCCUACUGUCUGCUUGGAAAAGGCUCUACUGUGUACUUCUGGCAUGACGACUGGCUCGGUUACACUAUUGCGGAUAAGAUUAAUUUGCCAAGUUUUAUGCGCUCAAGAUUAAAUCAAACGGUGGCAAACUAUUUCUAUGACGGAGUUUGGCACUUCUCUCAAGAGUUUAUUGAAGAAUUCCCCUACAUUGUUUGUGAUAUUUUACUCUUACCGAUCGGUGAGGAUGAGGAUGUCAGAUUAUGGAAACCGUCUGUGCAUGGGGACGUUACGUCUGCCCAGGCUUUUGUUUCAAAAUGUCACCGUUUCCCUAGUGUUUCUUGGGGUCGUUGGCUGUGGGAAGAUUACAUCCAUGUUCGUCGGUCCAUCACUUGUUGGAGAGUUAUUCUAAACCGUCUGCCAACGCGAGAUAAACUCAUUCGACAAGGUCUGGUUUCACCCAAUUAUUGUUCCCUUUGUUUCCACGAAGCAGAAGAUCUGAGUCAUAUUUUUUGGUCGUGCGACAAAGUUCAACCUGUCUGGACAGAGUUUCUGAGUUGGUUCAAUCAGUUGGAGGGGAGACACUGUGUUGACAUUCAUAGCUUCCUCAUUUUUUCUUGGUCGAUAAAGUGGAGCUCGCAAAUUAGUAUUCUCUGGAAACUUGGAGUUGUUUCGGUGAUCUGGGCGAUUUGGAAUGCGCGUAAUAAAAGUCACUUUGAUGGUGUUUAUUUUUAG
Messenger RNA from Salvia miltiorrhiza (redroot sage), 2799 nucleotides. RefSeq lists its product as uncharacterized. The record is from RefSeq and is a predicted model, not a curated record. NCBI's taxonomy places the organism in Eukaryota, Viridiplantae, Streptophyta, Magnoliopsida, Lamiales, Lamiaceae. The coding region runs from base 1 to 2799 and encodes 932 amino acids. The transcript has a single exon.